This is a messenger RNA of Desarmillaria tabescens, 740 nucleotides long. RefSeq lists its product as uncharacterized. The coding region runs from base 1 to 735 and encodes 244 amino acids. The record is from RefSeq and is a predicted model, not a curated record. The transcript has 2 exons. NCBI's taxonomy places the organism in Eukaryota, Fungi, Basidiomycota, Agaricomycetes, Agaricales, Physalacriaceae.
AUGGAUGCAAGCUUGUACACACCUUCAAAACAGAUGAGAAUGAUGACCACCUCACUUGCGUUGACAUCGUCUGGUAGCUUCCUUGUGCAACCGACUGUCAAAAUCACAUCACGACACACUAUUGAUCCACCCAUUCUUGAAGCACGAGGAACAGGUGCUCUUGUUCCUAACAUUGAUGAAAUAACACCGCGCCAACUCAAAGCUGAAAUCAUGCAUCUGCGAAACGAUAUGUCAUUAGCACAUCAGCAUCUCAUUGCAAGGGAUGGGAUCAUAGAAUCAGCUCACGCAACGUUGGUUGUCCAAAACAUCUUUGUGGAGAAGCAGAGUCUUGCCCUCAACACCAAGGAGAAUCCAAGACCAAAGAAUAGUACAAAGGUCAGCAUGGAAGGGAAAGGCCGGCAUCUAACAGGCUCUGAGUUUAUGAAUGCUGUAGAAGAGGCUGGAAAGGCUUGGGAGAAUCAGGAGAAUACGAGGCAGGAGAAAAGGCUGUGGAAAGAGAAUGCAAAGAAGCAGAAAGAAGAGCUGGAAAGGUGGUGGAAGGAAUUCAAGACACAGCGAGCUUCAGAGAGUGCUGAACGUGAGAAGCUCUGUCAAUGGCUGAGGGAGGAGAGAGUGCGAGUAAAGGACCUUCCAAAAGGCCCAUCUUGUGUGUUGAAGGCUGACUGGAUGAAGGCAGCCAUCCAGGAUCUUGACGACAAGAGCGAUGACAACAAUGAUGAAUCAGAAGAAGAAUGAUGGUG